AUGCUGGCGCCUCUAGUGGCGGUUCUGGCGCUCGUCAGCGCGGCGUCGACAUCAGCUCAGGUCCCGCACAUCGUCGGCGGCACCAACGUGUCGAUCGAACUCGUGCCGUGGCAGGUGUCCGUCCAGAUAGGAGACACACACUUCUGUGGUGGUUCCAUCAUCAGCAAGUCCUGGGUGCUCACUGCGGCCCACUGCAUCCGUAUAUAUUUCAGUUACCGGAUUCGCGCCGGCACCGCCAACUUGAGAACAGGCAGGCUAUACGACGUCAUAGAGAAAAAGAUACACGAGAGGUACAACAUGCUGGCGUACGACUGUGACGUGGCGGUCUUGAAAAUACGGGGAGAGUUUCGGCUGGGAAAGAAGGCCAAGAUAGUGCCUCUGGCAACCUCCCGUCCGCAGGCGGGUGCUUCAGUGAUGGUGUCUGGGUGGGGGGCGAUGGUGGAGGGGGCCAGCACGACCAACUUCCUGCGCGCCACCACUGUGCAAGUGGUCUCCCUGAGCGAGUGCCGGAGCUGCUACUUCAGCGAGGCGCUGACGAGCAACAUGGUGUGCGCCGCGGUGCCCUCUGGAGGCAAGGACGCGUGCCAGGGCGACAGCGGCGGCCCCCUUGUCCACGGCAAGAAACUCGUCGGAGUCGUCUCCUUCGGCAAGGGCUGUGCGAGACCCUACUAUCCGGGCGUCUAUGCGGACGUGGUUUCACUACGCAGCUGGAUCACCGAAAACACCGGCAUCAAAUAACUGUGCAUUGCGGUCCAGAUGACAGUCGCUUUCGAGCACCAGGCGUACUUCCAUAUUACGCAUACAGUCUUCAGUGUGUCCACUAUAAACCUGUGGGUAGUUACGUGACCUGGAGCGGCAUCGAUGCAUUCGACGUCCCGAUAAGUGUCACGUUGAACUAAAAUUACUGUAGGCAAGCCAGAAAAAUGUGGUUUAUACUCACACAGCAAGUGAGGCGUACGCUACGGUUUCUGUGCUGUCGGGGUCCCGCAUUCGCAAUGCUCACUUUGUCGGGGAUGAUUGGCUGUAACCUGUAUCGAACCGAAAAUUGCUGUUGAGGACUGCGUCUGCAAGAUUCUGUAGCACUGGAA
Messenger RNA from Schistocerca americana (American grasshopper), 1088 nucleotides. RefSeq names its product trypsin alpha-3-like. Gene Ontology annotation, biological process: proteolysis. The transcript has 2 exons. The coding region runs from base 1 to 738 and encodes 245 amino acids. The record is from RefSeq and is a predicted model, not a curated record. NCBI's taxonomy places the organism in Eukaryota, Metazoa, Arthropoda, Insecta, Orthoptera, Acrididae. Gene Ontology annotation, molecular function: serine-type endopeptidase activity.